UAUUUCUCUCCACUCUUCACAUUAUCCUACCAAAUGCAAGAUAUUGUUAUCUUGUUUCAUUAAAACGAGUCCGUUUUGCUUUAGAAAGAUCCAUUGUAAUCUUGCAUUAAUGGCUUCCUCUUUCUCAAAAUUAUAUGAUGCAUUCAUCAGCCACCGAGGCCCCGACAUCAAAGAAACCCUUGCCAAACAGCUUUAUGAGCUUCUUGCUGAUCGAGGGUGCUGGGCAUUUCUAGACCGUCGGGAAUUGGAUGUGGGUGAUUCUAUUACUCCUGCCAUUGAGAGUGCCAUAUACUCAUCGGUUGUUCAGAUAGCCAUUUUUUCCACAGGAUAUGCACACUCCUCAUGGUGUUUAGACGAGCUCGUUCUAAUGUUAGAACAGCGAGAUAUAAAAAAUUCGCUCUUCAUACGAGUGUUUUAUCAUGUCAAGCCUUCUGAUCUUCGGUAUAUUCAGAACAUAUUGUGCGGCAUUUUCUGAAUAUGAACGCAAAGGCAGGAACCUUCAUAAGCUAGACGGAUGGAAAAAAGCGCUUGUUUCUGCUUCAGACGUAGUUGGCUUUGAACUUUACAGUAGUGAAGACAAUUUGUGUAAAGAGAUUGUGUCCUGUGUGGAAAAAGAAAUUGAAAAGAGGAUGCCAUUACAUGUUGCGUCAUAUCCAAUUGGACUGGGUAAACUUGUCAGAGAGUUUGAAAGGAGGUUUGAAGAGCCAGUGAAGAAUAGGGUAAAGGUAGUAGGGAUUUUUGGAUUUGGGGGCUCUGGCAAGACCACCCUGGCGAAAGAAAUCUUCAACACGAAGCGUUCAGAGUACAAUGCAUCAUGUUUUCUGUAUGAUGUGAGAGAGUCCCAUGUGAAGUGUGAGUUGCACGUCUUGCAAAGCAAGCUUCUGAAAGAUCUCUUUAAUAAAGAGAGGAAAUUUCAGCAUAUUGAUGAAGGAACAGAAUUGUUGAAGAAUAGCUUAACAAGGGCAGGGUCUGACAAACGUUUUCUUAUAAUUCUUGAUGAUAUCGAUCAUCAAGACCAGUUACGUGCCCUUUUAUUUGAAGACCUUCUUAGUCCUGGCAGCUUAGCAAUUGUCACAACCCGCGACAAAGGUGUGUUGAUAGGUGCAGAAAUCAGUAAUUGUUAUCAGAUGAAAACAAUGGAUAAUUAUCAAGCUAAAGAACUCUUCCGUAGUCAUGCUUUCGGUGGAAAGAAGACAAGCUUUCCAUGUGAGCAGCUGGUCGAAAGGUUCGUGAAAUUCUGUGGGGGUUUGCCCCUCUUACUCAAAGUUUUGGGCACCCAUGUUCGUGGAAGGGAUGAAAAUUACUGGGAAUUAGAAUUGGAAAAAGUAAGGGAUAUCCAACCUAAUGAUGUUAGGCAAUGUCUUAAAAUCAGCUUUGACAGUUUGGAGAGUGAGGAGAAACAAAUAUUUAUGGAUAUUGCAUGUUUCUUUAUUGGCCGAGAAAAAGAUAGGGCUGUGGAAAUAUGGAAGGCCAGCCAGUGGACGACAGCUGAACACGCAGUUCAAAGGCUGGUAGACAAGUGUCUAAUUGAAGUUGAUGUAAAGUGUGAUGAAUUUAUAUGGUACGCUGACCAGACACCUGUAUUUAGAAUGCACGAUCACCUACGUGACUUCGGAAGACAAAUGGCGGACAAGGAGGUACCUCGUAGGUUGUGGCGGCCAGAAUAUCUUAGAUCCAUGCGAAAAAGGGGAUUCCGAAAUAUCCUAGAAGAAACAAACGGUCGGUGUUAUGAUAUGUUUGAGGACUCCUACCUCAAAUUUCAAAUUGAAUAUUUGAUAGGAAAUUCAAAUAAUUAUGCUAGCACAUCAAAUGCUCUCCUGUGGCUUGGCCUGGUUCGUGUGUACAAAGGGAACACAAUUCCUUCGUGGUUUCCUGUGAAACAGAUAAGAGAUUUGUAUGCUUCCGGAGUUGAUGAAUUAUGGAGCUUCCCCUCAGGUCAAAUCGACACCCAGCACAAUUUUCAGUUGAGACGGCUGUAUCUUGCGGUAUGUUGUGGACUGAAAAAUCUUCCAGAUUUAAUAAAAAUGUUAUAUCAUUUGGAAGAAUUAUCUAUUUAUUACUCCUUUCAGUCAGGCACUGAAGGGACGGCUUUGUCAAAAUCACUUGCAAAACUGAGUAAUCUGAAAACAUUGCAUAUUUCCGGCGUGCCAAUAAAUGGAGAUCUGGUCCUCAGCAAUAGUAGAGAUUCAGCUCAUUUUGAGUCUUGUACAAAUAGUUGAAUGAGUAGCCUCCGAAAGAUAUCCUUUCAUCUUCCAUUUUUUCCAAAGCUGGUAAUAAGUGGAGAGAUAUGUCCCAGCCUUACAUAUCUGGAGAUUGACUCGACAUUUAAUCUAACUGAAAUGGACUUGAAGCUGGUAAAGACGCUGGAGGUUCUUUUAUUGCAUAACUGUGAGGGCUUGAAAACAAUAUCGGGGUUGUCUGGUCUGGUAAGUCUUGAAGAGUUAAGAAUACAUGAAUGCUCUAAGUUGGAGACUAUAGACGGUGCUCAAGAGUUGGAAGGAUUGAGAACUCUGGCAAUUAGCAUGUCUGGUCAUGCAAGCGGAUUAAAUUUCCUUUCUGGACUGAAGAGAUUGCCGUCAGAUUAUAUUAUUAUAGAAAUGCAGUGCAUGAAGCAGUGUCAAGAUUGAAUGCAAAUUUAUUUUCUGAUGUGAUCGGUGGCCAUGCAAUCGCUGAGAUUCAGAAUAGCAGAGUUUAUUGUCACAAGUUGAAGGAAAUUCGAACUUCAUCCACUGCAAUCAUUGUAUGCGUUUUCCAUAUAUCGGCGGGUCUCGCUUAUUUUCUGGAAAAUCAUACAUUUUCUGCAGUAGAGAGGAUAGUAACAGUUGUACACACAGGGCAACGUAAUCUUGAAAUAAAGCAUGGAGGCGCUGAAAUUCUGAAGGGAUUUCUGGCUACCGUGAAUAGAGGCGAAGAAGAGUGGAAAGCAUUAAGUGUAUUCAAAGUGAUUAUUGACCGUUUAUUUCUACAAAGGAAUAAUUAAUGGAGGGAUAGGGCUCAUUACCUAUACCCUAAUUUCAUGUUUAUGAUAUGAUGCUCAAUUUUGUA
Cryptomeria japonica (Japanese cedar) is the source of this 3045-nucleotide messenger RNA. Its product is annotated as disease resistance protein Roq1-like. The record is from RefSeq and is a predicted model, not a curated record. Gene Ontology annotation, biological process: defense response. The transcript has 5 exons. Bases 420 to 2219 code for a protein of 599 amino acids. Gene Ontology annotation, molecular function: ADP binding. Lineage: Eukaryota; Viridiplantae; Streptophyta; Pinopsida; Cupressales; Cupressaceae.